Molecule: messenger RNA, 2730 nt
Organism: Sclerotinia trifoliorum
Lineage: Eukaryota; Fungi; Ascomycota; Leotiomycetes; Helotiales; Sclerotiniaceae
Source: the annotation of a GenBank genome assembly
UUUUUUUUCGCCAAAACUCGACACAAGUAAUCAUCAAUUAAUUUUUUCUAAACACAUCAUAUCACAAUGGCGGACGCUAUAUCUAUCGAGGAGACAAAUCGAAUCCGGGCUUCACUUGGAAUGAAGCCUUUAGCAGUACCAGGAGCUGCAGGUCCAAUUUUCAAAGCGGCCCCAUCUGCACCAGCAGAAGAUGUUGGCAGUACAUUAGAAUCGCGACAAGCUGAAGGCUAUGAUAACUAUCGAAGGUUACAAGACGCUGAGGAGGCCAAGAGGAAACGAGAAGCUAAAGCAGAAGCCAUAAAGAAGGCGCGAGAUACAGCCAAACGAUUUGCGAAACUCGAAGGCAAAGGUCUGGGAGAAGCUGAUGAUGAUGGCGAUCUGGAUGCUAAAUCGUGGUUGGUGAAGCAAAAGAAACGACAAAAAGAGAUUGAAAAGGCAAGAAAGAAGGAGCAGGAACGUAUCGAUGCAGAAGCUGCGGCAGCUGCCGAAUAUACAGCCAAAGAUCUUGCGGGCGUUAGAGUUGGGCAUGAGCUGGAUACAUUUGCCGAAGGGGAGGAUCAAGUUCUCACAUUGAAAGAUACCACGAUCGACGAAAAUGAAGAAGAAGGUGAUGAACUGGAGAAUUUGGAUUUACGCGAGCGUGAGAAGCUGUCUGAUAAGUUGGAGCUCAAGAAGAAGAAACCUACAUACAAUCCAAACGACGACUAUGAUGAAACCGGUGAAAGGAAGAUUUUGGCACACUAUGAUGAGGAAAUUGAUGGCAAAAAAGGAAAGAGAUUUACUUUAGACGGUAUGGGCAAUACUACUGAAGCCUCGUCAGGAAAUUUCGCGUCUGCUCUGAAGACGAAAGCCAAAACUUUUAGCCUUGACAUUUUAAGUAAGCAUCCGAACCCCAAAUACCUUAGCAUCCAUUUACCUCGGCCACUAACAUAUCAUUUAGAGGAUGACGAGCCGAAAUCUGAUUACCUUGAUAUUUCCGAUAUCAAGGUCAAGAAACCGAAGAAAAAGAAGGCGAAGUCAACACGACAAAAGGCGCUUGAUGAAGACGACGUAUUUCCCGAACCUGAGCCUGCUGUCUCAAACGGUGACAAUGCUGACGCAAUGGAUGUUGACCAAGGAUCUAAGCCCAUCAAGAAACGAACUUUUGAGGAUAUGUCUUUUGUUGAUGAUGAUGAUUUACAAGCUUUACUUGCUACUCAACGAAGGAAUGCAUUGAAGAAACGCCAAAAGUUACGACCAGAAGAGUUUGCUCAGCGACUACGGGAGGAAGCAUUGGCAACUCCCGCAGAUAACGAGGAAGGUAAUGAUUCAGGGCUUGUGAUUGAUGAAACUUCCGAGUUUGUUUCGAAUCUUCAAAAGCCAGUUGCACCAGAGCCUAAACGAAGAUCAGUAUCUCGGACAGCAGAGGCCGUCACUUCCAUGGAUGCCGAUUCUGAUGAUGAUGACGGGGAUGUGCAAAUGAAUGAAUCGUAUGCGAAUAUAGAGGAUGAUGAGGACAGGCUUGCUCGAAUUAAGCGUGAAGAAGAGUCGAAAGAUGGCAUCGCCAAUAAUGGCUUAGAAGAGGAAGCCACUCUUGAGAAGGGUCUAGGUUCUACUUUGAAACUUUUGAGAGAAAGAGGUAUCCUGAAGACUGCCGAGUCUGGUGAUGUGGCCACAAUUUUCCGAGAGAAACAGAUGUUUCUCGCUGAAAAGCAACGACGUGAGGCAGAAGCAGAAAGAAGAGCGAAGACGCAGAGAGAGAGAGACCGUGCCACAGGCCGUUUAGAUCGUAUGUCUGCUCGUGAAAGAGAAGAACAUGCUAGGCAACAAAAUACUUUACGAGAUCAACAGGAAUCGCGACAACUCGCUGAACACUUUAAUAAGGAGUACAAGCCUAAUGUGGAACUCAAGUACAUUGAUGACCAUGGAAGGAAUAUGAACCAGAAGGAGGCCUUUAAACACCUAUCACAUCAAUUCCACGGCAAGGGCAGUGGCAAACAAAAGACUGAGAAGUUAUUGAAGAAGAUAGAAGACGAGAAACGAAGAGAGGCUCAAAGUUCACUGGAUGGUAGUCAAAUCGGUGGUAUGACUGGAGCGGCAGCACAACAGUUGAAGAAGAACAGACAAGCCGGUGUGAGAUUGGCUUGAUCAGAUCAGUUUGAGUCGAGACUGAAAAUAUCUAUCAUGGUGCAAAGGUGCAGACUCCUAUACUGUACUUAGAUUUUAUUACAAUGCUGACAAAGUCUUUGUGAAGAUAUACGAAAUGUGUGCCCUUGUUGGUACACUGUUUGUGAUGCUGUGGUAAGUCUAGUUUGAGAGGGUUACUAAUACACAGUGGUCUCUACAUUUUGCUUCUCGGACAUACGGUAAGUCAGUGUUAUGCUAUGCUUCACCUUGAUCGUUCAUUCUAUGUCGUCAGCAACGGAGCUUGUAUGUAAGCAAUGCUUGCCGGGUUUCAACCUCUUCUCCAUUCCUACUCCAUUCCUUCGCGGUUCAUGACUUUCCCCUCUUGCAUGCAGGGGCCUCUAUUAGAGAUGCCAAAGCGAUGAGCCUUGUGUUAAAUGAAAUUCCUACGCCCACGCUGUACAUUUUCUGUUAACUCGAUAUUAAUACUUUAUAUGAUCACAUCAUCACACAUUUCAAUAUCUUCAUCCUCACUCUCCAUUUAUAGUCCUCGGGAUAUGUAGCUUUUAUGAUGGACUGAUUUAUAUACAUAAAUGCUUGGUAUCGUUAUGUGAGUUGGCGGGCUUU